Molecule: messenger RNA, 1813 nt
Organism: Manihot esculenta (cassava)
Lineage: Eukaryota; Viridiplantae; Streptophyta; Magnoliopsida; Malpighiales; Euphorbiaceae
Product: inositol transporter 4
Exons: 6
Coding region: 1-1737 (578 amino acids)
Biological process (GO): transmembrane transport
Cellular component (GO): membrane
Molecular function (GO): myo-inositol:proton symporter activity
Source: RefSeq, a predicted model, not a curated record
AUGGUUGAAGGAGGGAUUGUAAGUGGAAAUGAAGCUGAUUUUACAGAAUGCUGGAAGGUAACAUGGAGGACUCCUUAUAUUAUGAGGCUUGCACUUUCAGCCAGCCUUGGAGGUCUCCUGUUUGGAUACGACACAGGGGUUAUUUCUGGUGCUUUGCUUUACAUUAAAGAAGACUUUGAUGAUGUUGACAAGAGCACAAUCCUUCAGGAAAUCAUUGUGAGUAUGUGUGUUGGAGGAGCUAUUAUUGGUGCUGCCUUUGGUGGAUAUUUUAAUGACAGGUUUGGCAGGAAAAAAACAAUUUUGGGUUCUGAUUCUGUGUUCAUCAUUGGUGCAAUUAUCAUGGCUGUGGCUCCAGCUCCUUGGGUUAUUAUUGUUGGGAGAGUUCUUGUUGGUUUGGGAGUUGGAAUGGCAUCUGUGUCUGCACCUCUUUACAUAUCAGAAUCCUCGCCUGCGAAAAUUCGAGGUGCUCUUGUUAGUGUAAAUGGUUUCCUACUCACAGGCGGGCAAUUUUUGUCCUACCUUGUCAAUCUCGCCUUCACCAAGGUACAUGGAACUUGGCGUUGGAUGCUCGGAGUAGCUGGGGUUCCAGCUCUACUUCAGCUUCUGUUAAUGCUUUGGCUUCCCGAGUCGCCCAGAUGGCUCUACAGAGAGAACAUGGUUGACGAAGCCAGGGCUAUUCUAGAAAAAAUAUAUCCUGCUGAAGAAGUUGAACAGGAGCUACAUUGUUUGAAGGAAUCAAUUGAAUUUGAAAAGGAAAUGGAUGCAUCUACUGGGAAAGACAUGAUAUCUAAAGUAAAGAGUGCUUUUAGUGACACCGUAGUUCGCAGGGGACUCUACGCUGGCGUUACAGUUCAAGUUGCUCAGCAAUUUGUAGGCAUCAAUACUGUUAUGUAUUAUGCUCCAACUAUAGUUCAGUUCGCAGGCUUCGCUUCGAAAUCGGUAGCCUUAGCCCUUUCUCUGGUUACUACAGGCCUUAAUGCUUUUGGUUCAAUCAUGAGCAUGCUUUUUGUGGAUAGAUAUGGGAGGAGAAGGUUGAUGAUCAUCUCCAUGCUUGGCAUUAUUACCUUCCUUGUUGCUUUAGCUGUUGUCUUUCAGCAAGCUUCAACCCAUGCUCCGGCAACUAGUCUAGUAGACUCCGAAAGCUUCAGUGGGAACUCUACGUGUCCCAGUUACUUGUCAAGCUUUAAGACAACAACCAAAUGGAGCUGCAUGAAUUGCUUGAAGGCAAAAUGUGCUUUCUGUGCUGAUGCAGCAAACCAACUCCAUCCCGGAGCUUGCCUGGCUUCAAGCAAGGAUAUACAAAGAGAAUGCCAAGCACAACAUCGUGUGUGGUUCAAGGAAGGUUGUCCAAGCAAAAUUGGAUUUCUUGCAGUUAUAAUUCUUGGGUUAUAUAUACUUUCGUAUUCACCAGGAAUGGGAACAGCACCAUGGAUUGUGAAUUCAGAGAUAUAUCCAUUGAGAUACAGAGGCAUUGGAGGUGGCAUAGCUGCAGUUGCUAAUUGGGUUUCAAAUCUUAUUGUGAGUUUGACAUUUUUAUCAAUGACUGAAACUUUCUCAGUCGCCGGAGCAUUCCUGUUUUUUGCCGGAGUUUCCGUCCUUGGACUCAUAGCUAUAUACUGCUUAGUACCUGAAACCAAAGGCCUGCAAUUUGAGGAGGUUGAGAAGAUGCUAAAGGUCGGCUUCAGGCCAUCAAUCUUCAAGGGAAAAUCAAAGGUCGAAGAAUCUGCUAAAGCCUGAAAUCACUUAUUGAUUCAGAUGCUUCUCUUGUUCUAAUGUGCAUAUUACGUUUGGACUGCAUUGCUGUGGUGUCUUU